UGGGCUGCAGCAGGAGAGGAAGCACUUGGCCCCCAGUACCCGGCCUGACCCAGGGCCCAGCUGCUCCCUCCCUCCCUCCUUCCGGCUUUCAGUUUCACUUUUGUUUUCCGGGUACCGUGCAGAGUUAGGCUUGCUGAGGGGCAGGCGCAGGAGUCCUGGCUGAGCCCAUGGGCUGAAGGGUUGCAAUGGCAGAGGCAGAGGCGGGGGUGGCAGUGGAGGUCCGUGGACUGUCGCCUGCUGUGCCCGACGAGCUGCUCACGCUCUACUUUGAGAACCGCCGACGCUCUGGAGGGGGACCUGUGUUGAGCUGGCAGAGACUGGGCUGUGGGGGUAUCCUCACCUUCAGAGAGCCUGCAGAUGCCGAGAGGGUCUUGGCCCGGGCAGGUCACGAACUCCAUGGCGUCCGGCUGAGCCUGCGGCCAGCUCCCCCACGAGCCCCGGCACGCCUGCUUCUCCAAGGACUGCCCCCUGGCACUGCACCCCAGCUCCUGGAGCAGCAUGUCCAGGCCUUGCUUCGUGCCUCGGGGCUCCCGGUGCAGCCCUGCUGUGCCUUGGCCAGCCCCCGGCCGGACCGGGCUCUGGUCCAGUUGCUGAAGCCCCUUUCUGAGACAGAUGUCCGUGUCCUGGAGGAGCAGGCCCAGAAGCUGCGCCUGGAGGGGGCCUUGGUGUCCCUGGCCCGGGUGCCCCAGACCCGAGCGGUGCGCGUGCUGGGGGACGGUGCCUCUGCGGACCCGCUGCUGCUGGAGCUGUACCUGGAGAAUGAGCGUCGCAGUGGCGGGGGGCCCCUGGAGGGCCUGCGACGCCUGCCCGCGCCCCUGGGCGUUGCUGCCUCCUUCCAGCAGUGGCAAGUGGCAGAACGGGUGCUGCGGCGGGAACACCGGCUGCAGGGCUCAGAGCUGAGCCUCGUCCCCCACUAUGAGGUCCUGGAGCCCGAGGAGCUGGCCGAGAACGCCAGUGGAGGGGACCACCCGUCCACCCUGGGGCGUAGGGCCAUGGAGCGUGCUCUCCUGAGGACCGGAGGGCUGGCGACCGCUCUGCAGGGUACAGAGACUGUGACAGGGGGCUCUGGCGAGGAACCAGGGCCGUCAGGGGCCUCUCUGAGGACAGGUCCCAUGGGGUCUCUGGAACAUGAGGGGCUGGUAAGCCUGAGGUCUGUGGGGUUACAGGAACAGGAGGGGCCCAUGAGCCUGGGGCCUGAGGGGUCUGCAGGCCUGCUGGAGAUCUCUAAGGGGUUGCUGGGGCAGGAGGGCCUGGUGGAAAUUGUCACGGACUCGCCAGGGCAGGAGGGGCUGCUGGGUCCCCCAGAGAUCGCCGUGGGGUCUCUGGAGCAGGCGGGGCCCGUGAGCCCAGGGCACGUGGGGCUGCCGGGGCACGAGGGCCUGGUGGAGACGGUGCUGUCGAUGGAGCCGGGCGCAAUGCGCUUCCUGCAGCUGUAUCAUGAGGACCUUCUGGCGGGCCUGGGAGACGUCGCCCUCUUCCCACUGGAAGGAUCAGAUGUGACUGGCUUUCGGCUCUGCGGAGCCCAGGCCUCCUGCCAGGCGGCCGAGGAAUUUCUGCAGAGCCUGCUGGGCAGCAUUGGCUGCCACGUGCUACACCUGGAGCACCCGGGCAGCGCCAGGUUUCUCCUGGGCCCAGAAGGGCAGCGCCUGCUCCGUGGGCUGGAGGCUCAGUUCCAGUGUGUCUUUGGGACGGAGCGCCUGGCCACAGCCACCUGGGACACAGGCCUUGAAGAGGUGGACUCUGCGGAGGCCCUCCCGCUGCUCCCUGGCCAUGCCCACGCCCUGUGGCCCCCCGACAGUACAGGCAGUGACCGGGAGGACGUGAGCCUGGAGGAGGUCCGAGAACGGCUGGCCACCCUGGAGGGCCCAGACCUUGACGGGGAGAGCCGGCUGCCUGCAGAUCUGGAGGAGGAGAAGCCUCAGGAGCACCCGGAGGAGGAGGCGACCCCAGGGCCUGAGGAGGACGAGCCCGUGGCCCCCAGCACCGAGGCCCCGAGGCGGCUGGAGGAGGAGGCCGCGCUGCAGCUGGCCCUCCACCGGUCACUGGAGCCUCAGGGCCGGGCGGCUGAGCAGGAGGAGGCCGCCGCGCUGCAGCAGGCCCUAGCCCUGUCCCUGCUGGAGCAGCUCCCGUGGGAGGCAGGAGGCCCCCGAGACGGGGGAAGUGAUGUCGGGGCCCAGCUGGUGGUGCACUCGGCCUUCGAGCAGGAUGUGGAGGAGCUGGACCAGGCGCUCAGGGCUGCCUUGGAGACCCACCUUCAGGAGGAGGCGGUGGGGCCCUGGCGCUGCGCGCUGCCGGCAGAGCUGUGCGCUCGCCUGGAGCGGUGCCACGGCGUGAGUGUCACCCCGCGUGGUGACGGCACCGUCCUCCGUGGCUUCGGGGCCCACCCUGCCCGCGCCGCCCGCCACUUGGCGGCACUUCUGGCUGGGCCCUGGGAUCAGAGCCUGGCCUUUCCCUCCGCAGCUCCAGGCCCUACCUUGGCGGAGCAGACACUGAAGGCGCCCUGGAACAAGCUGGAACGCCUGGCAGAGAGCGCCGGGGAGUUCCGGGAGGUGGUGCAGGCCUUCUACGACACCCUGGACGCCGCCCGCAGCAGCGUCCACGUCGUCCGCGUGGAGCGAGUGUCGCACGCGCUGCUGCAGCAGCAGUAUGAGCUGUACCGGGAGCGCCUGCUGCAGCGGUGUGCGCGGCGCCCCGUGGAGCAGGUGCUGUACCACGGCACGACGGCGCGGGCAGUGCCUGACAUCUGCGCCCACGGCUUCAACCGCAGCUUCUGCGGCCGCAACGCCACAGUCUACGGAAAGGGCGUGUAUUUCGCCACGCGCGCCUCCAUGUCGGUGCAGGACCGCUUCUCGCCCCCCAACGCCGAUGGCCACAAGGCGGUGUUCGUGGCACGGGUGCUGACCGGCGACUACGGGCAGGGCCAUCGCGGUCUGCUCGCGCCCCCUCUGCGGGGCCCCGGCCACGUGCUCCUGCGCUACGACAGCGCGGCGGACUGCAUCCGCCAGCCCAGCAUCUUCGUCAUCUUCCACGACACGCAGGCGCUGCCCACCCACCUCAUCACCUGCGAGCGCACGCCCCGGGCUCCCCCCGACGACCCCUCUGGGCUCCGGGGCCCCUCCCCCGCCACCUGACCGCAGGGGCCCCCCUCUGGCCUCCUGCUGCCCAGGCCCCCCGACUCCGCCCAGCCUGACGCCCCCGCCCCCCACCGUGGCCGCCGGAGCGGACCGCGGCGACGCCCUGCCUCCCGCCGCCGGCCCCCGAAGGCGGGGCCGAGGGUUGGGGUCGGCGGCGGCCGAGCGGGGCGGGGC
Molecule: messenger RNA, 3308 nt
Organism: Saimiri boliviensis boliviensis (Bolivian squirrel monkey)
Lineage: Eukaryota; Metazoa; Chordata; Mammalia; Primates; Cebidae
Gene: PARP10
Product: poly(ADP-ribose) polymerase family member 10
Biological process (GO): protein poly-ADP-ribosylation; negative regulation of gene expression
Cellular component (GO): nucleus; cytoplasm
Molecular function (GO): transcription corepressor activity; NAD+ poly-ADP-ribosyltransferase activity
Source: RefSeq, a predicted model, not a curated record